Molecule: messenger RNA, 2922 nt
Organism: Daphnia pulicaria
Lineage: Eukaryota; Metazoa; Arthropoda; Branchiopoda; Diplostraca; Daphniidae
Product: CSC1-like protein 2
Exons: 4
Coding region: 690-2825 (711 amino acids)
Cellular component (GO): plasma membrane
Molecular function (GO): calcium-activated cation channel activity
Source: RefSeq, a predicted model, not a curated record
AUCGCAAAUCACUUCUGCACGAUUGUUUUUGUUGUCAAACAUUUGAAGUUUUGAACUUUUUCCUAUUUCCGAAAUAAGGGAUAUAGAUAGUAUUAUUAUAGAUAUAAAGUAUCUGAGUAUAUUAUCUCUAUACCCCUACUGAAAUCUAUUGUGGCAUUCAGAUUCAGCAAUGAAUUCAACCCAGCAACUCAGGAAUUCUUCUUGGGUUUUUUUAAGAGACCAAAAAUAUCAGGUCAGCUAAUUCUAAAUGCCAUUCAUGUACAGGAAAUAAUUUUAGACUGAGGUUGUUUUGAUUUAUGAUUCCCUGCUUUUGAAUUUGAAAUACGCUAAUGACCAGUUCACAAGUUCAGUGAAUCUUUGGAGAUUUAUAACCCAUGACGGAAUGUUUAUAAUCAUGUCUACUGUAGUCCAUGUUGACUUGGUAGUCUCAAAUGUUGUCUGUUUGAUGAAAACAAAUGCUUUUAUAAAAUUCACCAAAUCACUACAUGAUACAUGCAAUUCUUGUUGAACUUGAUCAAAUAUGCAUUAUUAGUCAUAUGGAGAGGCAGGCUGGACUGCUUUAGUCAGGAUGUUAGCCGCAGAAAACGACUUGCAACACAAGUUGAUCCGUUGCAAUGUCAUUUAUACCACCGUGAAAUUGAAUGUGAGUAUCGAAUAUUGUCAACUUCCGAAUAUCCAAAUAAGGAAAAAUGACCAAAAUCGUCAGUACUACGAAAAUACUAAGCGAUUCGUACUCUAGUGUUGACACUUCAGAAUGCAGUAACCAGGAUGCUCACGAUAUCAAUUUCAAAAUCGACUUUGGUUGGUUUAAUUCGUUGCUCGUCUGGGAGGGUGGCAUCGCCUUCAAUAUCGUUUACUGGUUUGUUGGAUCAAGAGAGACCAUAACAGCUGACGCAAAACCAUUGAACUGGGCUGAUUGGUUGACUCUAGCCGUUGACGAAAAUGCAAUUGGAAAAGACGGCGCAACAUAUCUCUGGUUCCAGUAUCGUCUCAUUCAAGUCUAUACUUGGAUGAUGGUCUUCGGCGUGGCAUUGAUAGUCAUUCAUAGUUUUGGAAGCAAACUAGGACUUGAAAACCUGUUAAGUUAUACAUCUCUUAACAAUGUCGGGCUAAGCGGGGUCCAUUCCUUACUCUCCUUUGCUAUACUGGCGACAUUGGCUUGGGUGAUGACAAGACACGGAAACGAUCGGCGUAUCAGAACAUUGGUCAGUCCGAAUGUACCAAACACGACCAGAGUUUGUAAUCGACAAUGGUUAAAGAUCAGUGGACUUGGACGGGAUGUAACGAUUGACUCGCUCUACGAAUACCUGAAGAAGAAGUUUAAUGCCCAGGGGAUAACCCGUGAAGGAAUCGUUUUUGCCAAUGAUCUUACAAAACUGUGGCCCGUUUUAGAUCAACUGAAUACUGUGCGAGACAUCAAGCGGCAGUUACUAAUCUCCCCCUCCGGACCGGAAUUGAUUCAACGGCGAUUUUGGGAUAAAAACAACAACGAAGAAGACGCUACGGCAUAUUAUAACAGGAAAGAAAAUAUUCUCUUAGCAGAAAAAGACGCUAUGAUCAAAAACUUGGAAUUUAUCGGCACAGCUUUCAUCCGAUUUGACGAUCCUGCCCAAGCCAAAGCGACGAAAAUGGCUAUCAUUAAUCAUCAACCGAAAUGGUUUCGUUACUCUAUUAUGCCGCAAAAAGAAGAUGAAUUUCGACUACGUCAUUGGACCGUGCGAUAUGCUCCACCUGGUUCGCACAUUAAUUGGCAGCAAUUGGAAGGGCAACACUCUAUUUGGAAAAAAUUAUCUGUCUUGCUGAUGUUACUGAUUGCCUAUUCAACUUAUAUUACUGUGAUGGCCACACCUGGCUUUAUUGUCCGCUCUCUCUACUUGGUAGGGCAAGGAUCAAACCCUUUUUCAUUAACUUGGAAAAUUUUCAUUCUACCAAGCAUUGUAACUUUCAUCACAACCGAACUGACAGACUUGGUGACAAAUCUAGACCUCUACCGACGCCACCUUUGCCUGGCAAGUAUUGAAAUAGGAAGAUUGCGGUCAAUUUUCUACCUGUCGAGUAUACUCUAUUUGGUUCGAAUGAUGGCCGUACAGCCACUUCCUCUACUGUUUUCUGGCCAGUUAUUCGACAGCCAACAUUUUCGCUUAGAGUGCCUCUUCUUUCCAGAACACGGCAGUUUUAUUGCUUGCAGUAUUAUUGUUAACACAGCCAGUAGGAUAUUGAUGGAUCAGACACGCUUCCAGUUCCUCUUUAAUUACCUCAAGAAAGUGUUCACCUUCCGUUCACAAGGGGAGCACACUGCCUGGAGACAAUCUUACAGACUUGAGUUGGAUUUUGCUUCCCGCUAUGCCGAGCUAACUAGCAACUUCGUCCUGACCUGCCUUAUAAUAAUCAAUUUCCCGGUUAUAGGUAUUGUGUCUUGGAUUAGUUCGAUUCUAACUUUUUUGAGCGACAGAAGCGCCUUGAUGAAUAUCUAUGCAGUUAGCAGUACCAAUCCCAAUAUACACCAAGAGCCAGUAAACAUUGUCCUAAGUUUGUCCAUUCUCUCGCCCCUGGCUUUGCUGAUCUACAGGAGUGUUCAACUAGGACCCAACUUUCCUAAUCACUUGCUAGACGAUCGAUUUAUUGCUCCUCUUUGUGUUACCAUUGUAUGCGCACUUCACUUAAUUUACGCAUACCUACGAUAUUUCCCCAAACGGACAGGGCUACGCCGAUGGGUCGGCUAUGUUGAAGACGACGAGGAGGAUAUGAUAGAUUUAAUGAGUAAUGCUAAGCACGAAUACGACCCCAUCAAAGCGCUAAAUUUUGAAAUCCAUCAAUCUGUCUAAACUUUCACGUCCUAAUGAUCCAAGUUCUCUGCCUCUCACCAUACGCUAAAUAUUCUUGUAACGUUCGUAAAAUCAAAAUACAUCGGAAUAUCAAUCA